UGCGGCAAACGUGUGUUCUGUGGUUCCAGGGGAGGCAUAACUUUUACGUAUACGAGACCCCGAAGAAUUGUCCAACAUAAAAAAUAAGACGAUGCUCAGUCACAUACGCAAAAUAUAAUGGACCUUUCUCACCAACAACCAUGAGAAACUACACUUACUGUGACUUAGAGGACUUCAGAAAAAACUACAAAGAAAACAUCCAUGGUUACCUAAGCCUUACAGUCUGCAUCCUAGGCUCCAUAGCCAACAUCUUCAACAUAUGCGUCCUGAAAACCAAACACAUGCGAUCAGCUACCAACCUAAUCCUCACAGGAUUAGCUGUAGCUGACCUGCUGGUAAUGCUACAGUAUAUUCCUUUUACCAUUCACAGAAACUUACAUUCAUUGCCUGUGAGGUACACUCAUUACAGUUACUGCUGGGCAGUUUUUUAUAAGUUUCAUUCUCUGUUCACCUUAAUUCUGCACUUUAUCGCUUGUAGCCUCACUGUUAUUUUGGCUGUAUGGAGGUACGCUUUUGUAUCACAAGUUCACGCCAGUGAAAUUUUUACUGACAAGAAAAAAACUUCUGUAGUUGUUCUUCUAACUUACUUAAUAUGUCCUGUUAUUUGUAUUCCCAUGUUCUCUACUCUGGAGAUAAUGAAACAUCAACAAACAUGUGACUUGUACGGUGUAAUAGUCAAUAAAGAAGACAAACACAAAUACAACCAAAGUUUACUUAAAAACGAGACUAUAUUUUUCGUCCAUCCAAACGAUCCCUACUUCGUAAGCAUAUGGAUUUAUAGUUUGUUGUUAAAACUCGGUCCUUGUGUGCUUUUAACUAUAUUAUCCUGCAAGAUUAUAGCAGUGCUGGUUGAAACUCGCCGAAGAAGACUUAUGUUGCUUUCCAGUUCUAAUAGAGGGGAUAUUGAUGGGAAAACAGGAUCGAUCCAGUUGUACAAGGAGAGCCAAUCUGACAGGACUACGAGGAUGCUAUUGGCUGUUUUAUUCCUUUUUCUUUUGACGGAGUUCCCUCAAGCUAUUGUGGGACAGAUAAGCGCGAUGUAUGGAAAUGUGUUUCUGGAAGAAUGUUACGCUGCUCUAGGUGAUGUAAUGGAUAUAGUAGCCCUGAUUAACUCUUCCAUCAACUUUAUCUUGUACUGCACAAUGUCACGACAGUUCAGAGAAACAUUCAAAGAAUUGUUCCACGUCCACUACUUUGUGCAAUGGAUCCAUCCACAGAGCAGACAAAUUUCUAUGGAAGAGACUAGGGGAGACACAAAAAUGUCCACUGUAUAAUAUAGAAGUGUAUAUAGUACUCUGUUGUAUUUUAUAUGAACUACUAUCUUUUAUAACUAAUAUAAUUGUUUGUAAUUCUCUUCAACAAACGUUUACUAAUACAAUUAAAAAACAGUAGGUUUAGUCGUGAUUGACUAAGUUAAGAAAAAAACUACUAAUUUUAGUGAGGAUGUUUAGUCCAUUUUGGAACUGCAUUAAACAGUUCCUGUCUGAUUGUGCUCGGAACAACAAUGUAGCAAUUUUUUUUGAGUAAUUGUUUAAAUAAAAUGUAUUAAGAUGUGCAUGUUUUGAAUAUUUUUAUAAAGAAAAUUCUUUGUGAUUCCAAUGUUCAAUGAUGUAAGUCUGUAAAGCCUUACUGACUGUGAAUUAACUCAUCAAACGGUCCUGAUAAUGGGAAUAUAUUUCUCGAAAGCUUGAAAUAUUGAAAAGUAGUUUUAUUAGCCUAUGUGGUGAUUAUUGACUGCAUCCUCACUAAAAUUAGUAGAUACAAUUAAAUGUAUAAAGAAUAUCACGACAAAAUCUAUACGUCGUAAAUUAUUGUAGAAAACAAAACUGUUUUUGGUAGGAAUAUUUGAAACACAUCUAGUUGAAAAUUGACAUUUGACAGAUGUAUAGUAAUUGUUAAUUUUAAUCUAUAAUUUGUUAUAUUUACUUAUAAGUUACUCAAAAUACCUAAAUCAAAUAUAUUCUUAUUAAAUUAUAUUCCUUUUUAUAAGACAAUUCAUAAUAUAACAGCAUAUUAAACACUUUUCAUAUAAUCUAGUAUUGUAUAACAUUGUUACAA
Messenger RNA from Sitophilus oryzae (rice weevil), 2058 nucleotides. Its product is annotated as sex peptide receptor-like. Bases 141 to 1274 code for a protein of 377 amino acids. The record is from RefSeq and is a predicted model, not a curated record. The transcript is spliced from 3 exons. Lineage: Eukaryota; Metazoa; Arthropoda; Insecta; Coleoptera; Curculionidae. Gene Ontology annotation, cellular component: membrane. Gene Ontology annotation, molecular function: G protein-coupled peptide receptor activity. Gene Ontology annotation, biological process: G protein-coupled receptor signaling pathway.